Zea mays is the source of this 1053-nucleotide messenger RNA. RefSeq lists its product as uncharacterized. Gene Ontology annotation, molecular function: polyubiquitin modification-dependent protein binding. The record is from RefSeq and is marked validated. Lineage: Eukaryota; Viridiplantae; Streptophyta; Magnoliopsida; Poales; Poaceae. Gene Ontology annotation, cellular component: nucleus.
AACUCGUAACAGAUCGUCGGCGCAGUAACCAUCUCGUCGAAUCCGAUGGCCCUCGGCGACAGCGCCACCACGCCGCCGGUGGCCAAGCUCUCCAUCUCCGGCGCGGCCCUCGCGGCGCUCCUGCACCGCUGCGCGGCCGCAGCCGGCGACUGCGACGGCCUCCUCUUCGGCCGCGCCUCGCACCUGCCCGCGCCGCCGGCCGCUCUCUCCGACUACGACGACGCCGCCGCGGCGGCGGCCCCUCCCGCCCCCGCGCUCUCCAUCUCCGUCUCCGGCCACUGCUCCCUCUCCCACCCCUCAUCCCUCUCCGACUCCCUCGGCCGCUUCCAACCCCACUCCUCCCCCGCCCCCGCCUCCGCCCCCGCCCCCAUCGGCUUCUUCUCCUCCCGCCGCCGCACCGCGCUCCGCCCCUCCAUGCGCGAGGCCGUCCUCGCUCACUCCCUCUCCGCAACCCUAGCCUCCGCCCACCCGCUCCUCCUCAUCCUCGUCUCCCCCUCCGCCUCCCCCAACCACUCCACCCACUCCUACGACUACCGCGCCUUCCUCCUCCACGGCGGCCGCCUCGUCCCGGCCUCGCUCGCCAUCGUCAACGUCGGGCCCGGAUUCCGGGACCAGUACCACGCCUUCACCGCCGAGUCGCCCAUGCCCUGGCUGCCGUCGGCUCCGGCGCCUGGGCACGCUCACACCCUCGUGGAGCAGAAGGCGGUGGAUGAAAUGGUGGACGGGUUUGGGAUCGGAAGGCUGCAGGAGCUCCUCGGCGCUGCUGCGGGGCAGGCGGCCGAGAUUGAUGACAUGUACGCAGGGAUGCUCAGCAAGCUGGAGAAGCUCGCCAGGGAGGUGGAAAAGAGCAAUCUCCGUGUGCUCGAGCAGGAAAAGAGGAACCUGCUGCUGAGGUAUAAAUAUGCUGGAAUGGAGUAGGACCGAAGUGCUUUUGGUCUUAGCGAUGUGUGUAUCAUGACUGAGUUUUAUCGGUGUGUCAUGCAGAUUUCGUGAUGAUCUGAAUGUUCAUCAGUAGUUCCAAGUCGCACUCAUGUUUUUGAUAAUAUUAUUUUG